GACUGAUGCUGGGAUGAUCUGCAGACCGAACAUGAUUACACUGACAGGUUUCAUGUUUCUACUGACAUCAGCAUUCCUUGGCUUUUUAUAUUCACCCCAUCUAGAUACAACACCCCCCAGAUGGGUUCACCUUGCUCAUGGACUGCUUCUCUUUCUUUAUCAGACUUUCGAUGCCGUGGAUGGAAAACAAGCAAGGCGUACCAACUCAUCAAGUCCUCUAGGCGAGCUUUUUGACCACGGUAGUCUCCAGUUGGAAUUUAAGUAGAUGUACUCAGUUUUAAGAAAUAUCGUAUGAUGCUGACAAGUUUGCAUCCUGUGCAGAAUGUGAUGUGCUUG
Zea mays is the source of this 336-nucleotide messenger RNA. Its product is annotated as choline/ethanolaminephosphotransferase 2. Gene Ontology annotation, cellular component: membrane. Gene Ontology annotation, biological process: phospholipid biosynthetic process. The transcript is spliced from 4 exons. Bases 14 to 265 code for a protein of 83 amino acids. Lineage: Eukaryota; Viridiplantae; Streptophyta; Magnoliopsida; Poales; Poaceae. Gene Ontology annotation, molecular function: phosphotransferase activity, for other substituted phosphate groups. The record is from RefSeq and is a predicted model, not a curated record.